AUGACGUCAUACAACUACUCGUACAUCUUCAAGUAUAUCAUCAUUGGUGAUAUGGGCGUGGAGAAGAAGUUCAUGAACGACUGCCCGCACACGAUUGGCGUUGAGUUUGGCACUCGUAUUAUUGAGGUGGGGUCACAAAAGAUCAAGCUUCAAAUUUGGGACACGGGUAGGUGA
This is a messenger RNA of Sphaeroforma arctica JP610, 174 nucleotides long. RefSeq lists its product as hypothetical. The record is from RefSeq and is a predicted model, not a curated record. Bases 1 to 174 code for a protein of 57 amino acids. NCBI's taxonomy places the organism in Eukaryota, Ichthyosporea, Ichthyophonida. Gene Ontology annotation, cellular component: Golgi apparatus. The transcript has 2 exons. Gene Ontology annotation, molecular function: GTP binding; GTPase activity.